Helianthus annuus (common sunflower) is the source of this 1287-nucleotide messenger RNA. Its product is annotated as QWRF motif-containing protein 3. Gene Ontology annotation, cellular component: nuclear microtubule; centrosome; cytoplasm. The record is from RefSeq and is a predicted model, not a curated record. Bases 118 to 1287 code for a protein of 389 amino acids. The transcript has 5 exons. Gene Ontology annotation, molecular function: microtubule binding. Lineage: Eukaryota; Viridiplantae; Streptophyta; Magnoliopsida; Asterales; Asteraceae. Gene Ontology annotation, biological process: spindle assembly; centrosome cycle.
GUAAUUAACUUCCUGUGCAGGCCGCCGGCACCAUAUAUCUUAUUUAGCCAACAGUUUCCAACGGAAUGUUUGUUCUCCAUCUCUCUCUCUCUCUCUCUCUCUCUCUCUCUCUACAUUAUGAUAUCCGGUAAACAUACGUUCAAGUCGAUCUCCGUCACGGAAUCACCACCGUCCCCCAACCACAAUGUCUCCCAUGACGUCAAACCAAGAUCAUCUUUUAGAAACACCAGGUUGCUUCGUGGAGUUUGGCCUUCUUCCUCUCCUAACUUAUCGAAACCAGACAAUCAACCCACGCUAGCGGAUUACCUUGGAAGCGAUCAUAGAAAGGGUUCAUCGUUUCUUAGGAAGCAAACCAGUUGUUCAGAAUUUGAACGGUUUGAGCGUAAGGAAAACAAGUUGAAGGAGAAUCGGAAGCCGGUUACUGGAGGUGGGUCGAUGAGGUACACCGGAAAAUCAUCCACUUCUUUUUCCUCGUCCGGUGAUGGAACCAUGGAGGAGUUAGCUAUAAUGCCUGGAAGAUUGUCGGUGGACGAAAAGGAACUUCGCCGGAGAACAUACUCCCGAAUGAAAUCGGGUUCCUUCUCUGACGACUCUGAGUGCAGUGAUAUGGGCUCUCCGUUCAUCACAGACAGAAACUCUCUGGCAUCAUACAUGGCCUCAACAAUAAGCUCAAGAAAAUCUAUAUCCAGUUCACCAACAAAAUCCACCAUCAUCAAGAACGCGAUGAAGAAAGCGAAUGCAUUAUCAUUGUCAUCGAAAUGGGGUUCAUCACCGGGCCGACCUGAAUCGCCCAACUCUCCACUUUCGAGCUUUAAGCCUCCAACAAGUCCAUCUAGAACGGCUAAACGGAAUAUUCUGCAUAUGGGUCUUGAUUUGAUCAAGAUGAAGAAAAACGGGUCGGGUUGUUUGUCACCUCUUGGGGCGGGUGUGAUUAUGGUGGAGAACGUUCAUCAGUUCAGAAUGAUGCAUGGAAGUUGGAUGCAGUGGAGAUAUGCCAAUGCUAGAGCAAAUGUUAUUAAUGAAACAUUAGAUAACAAAGCUAAGAAUGAUUCAUUUCAUGCAUGGAAAAGUGUCGCGAAGUUGCAACAAUCUGUGUUACAAAAGAGAUUACAGAUGGAGAAAGAGAAGAUGGAAAUUAAGCUCAACUCGAUAUUUCAUUCUCAAAUGAAAAUGUUGGAAGCUUGGAGAGGCAUGGAAAGAACACAUACAUCGGAUGUUUCCACGACCAAAGAUUGUUUAGAAGCCAUUGCUUGCAGGGUCCCCCUUAUUGAAGGAGCUAAGGUCUAA